This is a messenger RNA of Galdieria sulphuraria, 836 nucleotides long. RefSeq names its product Rab family, other. The coding region runs from base 101 to 721 and encodes 206 amino acids. Lineage: Eukaryota; Rhodophyta; Bangiophyceae; Galdieriales; Galdieriaceae. The transcript is spliced from 6 exons. The record is from RefSeq and is a predicted model, not a curated record. Gene Ontology annotation, molecular function: GTP binding; GTPase activity.
UGGACAUCUCUGAGUAUUUUAUGUGACUUGCACGACAAGUCGUUCCCCCCACUGAAGACUCCACCAAUUUCCAGUUGGUUUUUUCCUUCAAGGGACCACAAUGACAAGUAGUUCUAUAACGAGGCCAAAGUUGUUGAAAGUAGUGGUUCUUGGAGAUAGCGGUGUAGGAAAGACUUCUCUCUUGGAAAGGUUUGUGAAUCGUCGUUUCAGUCAACAGUACAAAGCCACUAUUGGAGCAGAUUUUCUGACCAAGGACAUGUUUGUAGAUGAUAGAAAUGUGAACUUGCAAAUAUGGGAUACAGCUGGACAGGAACGUUAUCAAAGCCUUGGAAGUGCUUUUUAUCGUGGUGCUGAUGCUUGUGUUUUGGUUUAUGAUAUAACUGAUGUGAAAAGCUUUGAAAGUUUAGAAACUUGGCGCGACGAGUUUUUGGUCUCUGCAAGCCCUUCUGAUCCUCAACAUUUUCCUUUCAUUGUCCUCGGGAAUAAGUCUGAUUUGGAAGGUCAACGUUCUGUACCUUCACGACGUGCUCAACAGUGGUGUGUAUCUAAAGGAGACAUUCCUUAUUUUGAAACAAGUGCGAAGGAGAACAUAUCGGUAGAUAAGGCUUUUGAUGUUGUAGUAACCAAUGCGUUAAGAAGGGGUGAACGGGAAGAGGAGUUCUAUUUGCCGGAUACUGUCGAACUCAGCGAUAAACAAACCUCAAGCACCUGCCAAUGUUAAGAGUUAGGCUAUUGAUAUACUUUUAUGGUUCAUUUACAUUUCUAUGGCGAAACAAUUUGCCUGAAUAAAGACACACACCUCUGCUUUUUAUGAAAUUAAAUUUUGGCGGGCUUCC